Messenger RNA from Leptomonas pyrrhocoris, 411 nucleotides. RefSeq lists its product as hypothetical. Bases 1 to 411 code for a protein of 136 amino acids. The record is from RefSeq and is a predicted model, not a curated record. Lineage: Eukaryota; Euglenozoa; Kinetoplastea; Trypanosomatida; Trypanosomatidae. The transcript has a single exon.
AUGCUUCUAACUUUUCAUACUCAUCGUUCUUGUCAUUUACUCUAUUCGACCGAGCAGUGCGGUGACCGCGUGGACCCCUCCCGCCUCCGUACCACCAGACGCCGCCGCCGUUGUUGUGGAUGGCUUUGUUUCCCUAUUUCCUCCUCUGUCUGUGUGUUCCACCCCGCGUCCACCUGCGUAGAGCAUCUUUUCUUGUUUUCUUUAUUGUGUGGUGGUUUUUUCCCAUCUCCCCUCACAGUAGAAGUCCGUGUACGGUGCGACACGAGCGUGGGGAGAGGGCACACACACACACACACACACACCGAAGGCGAAGGCGAAGGACGAAACAGGCGUUAUUGGUCGCAUCUUCGGGUCUUUGAGGUCGGUGGUGGUCCGAUCGAGAAUCGUCGUUUUCUAGUUUAUCCAAAAUGA